Messenger RNA from Olea europaea var. sylvestris, 1780 nucleotides. Its product is annotated as UBP1-associated protein 2B-like. Gene Ontology annotation, molecular function: RNA binding. NCBI's taxonomy places the organism in Eukaryota, Viridiplantae, Streptophyta, Magnoliopsida, Lamiales, Oleaceae. Bases 116 to 1525 code for a protein of 469 amino acids. The record is from RefSeq and is a predicted model, not a curated record. The transcript is spliced from 2 exons.
UAUUUGUAAAGGUAUUAACGUUUCUCCAACAUGUCCCCUAUGUUUUACUUCGUUUGUUGUCGUCUUCGUUGUAAACCCUAGUCCAGUCUUUGUGUGCGUUCAGCGGUGAGUCUCCAUGGCGAAAACCAGAGUGAAGAAACGAAGGCUCGCCAACAAAUCACUCGCUCCCACCCCUAAAAGCGACAAAAAAAUCAAGAACAAAUCCAAAUCCAGAACCCAAUUAUCCGAUUCCGACUCCGAAUUCGACCCGCAAACCAAGCUCCAAGCCCUCCUCGAGGCCUUCUCCAAAGACAAACUUAUCACCCUCGUCACCGACCUCUGCUUAUCCCACGACUCCCUUUUUUCCAUUAUAAAAACCGCUGCCGACAAGGACAUCUCCCAUCGCAAAAUUUUUGUCUACGGUCUCGGUUGGGACACCACGCACGACUCCCUACAGUCGGUUUUUAAAUCGUUUGGUGAAAUAGAGGUUUUGAACAUCGUGAAUGAUCGAGCAACUGGAAAGUGCAAGGGGUAUGCUUUUGUAACCUAUAAAACCCGGCAAUCUGCGAAGAAAUUAUUGGAAAACCCUAAAAUUAACAUUGGCAACCGUGUGGCCUCGUGCCAGCUGGCCUCAGCGGGUCCCAAUGCUGCUCCAGCUCCAGCUCCAGCUCCAGAAACAGUUAUCCGUCUGCCGUCUUCUGGGGAUUAUGCAAACAGGAAGAUUUAUAUAAGUAAUGUGCCAGUGAAUGCGAGUGCAGAGCAGUUGAGGGGUUAUUUUGAGAAAUUUGGGGAAAUUGAGAGUGGACCAACUGGGUUGGACCCCGCAACAGGGAAAUUUAAAGGGUACGCAAUUUUCGUGUAUAAAAAUUUGGAGGGAGCUAAAAGGGUUUUAGAGGAGCCUUACAAAGUAUUUGAAGGGCAUCAAUUGCACUGCCAGAAGGCCACGGAGGGGAAGAGUAAGGUGGGUAGUGGUUCAGCAUCAAUAACUACCACGUUGCAACCAGUUCAGCCGCACAUGGUGGCAGCAGCAGCCUCUCAGCAGGCACAGAAUCUGGCAUUGUUGGGGCAGCAGACAGGAUUUGUGAAUCCUUUGUAUGGUGGUGGGUCGAUUGGGAAUGCAAAUUUGGGUGGUUUGAUGGGAGGGUAUUAUGGGAUGAUGGGAGGUCAGCUUCAGGGCAUAGGUUUAGGGGCUUAUGGUGGUGUUGGCAGUGGAGGGUCAAGUGGGGCAAUUCUUCCGGGGUUGGGUUUAGGUGCUUAUAAUGGUAGUGGUGCUGGUGCUGGUAUUGGGGGGUCAAGUGGGGCGAUGCUGCAGGGGUUGGGUUUGGGUGCUUAUAGUGGUGCAGGUGCUGGCAGUGGGGGGUCAAGUGGCGCGAUGCUGCAGGGGCUGGGUUUAGGUGCCUAUGGUGGUGCUGGUGCUGGUAGUGGAGGAUCAAGCGCAGCAAUGCUUAUGCGGUUGCAGCAUGUGUACCCAAGAAUACAGAGUGAACAUACAUCCUUGGCUAAGUCUCCGAGGACUGGCAGAGGUGGUUACUCUGCGAACUUGUGAAGAAUUGUGGCUGAGCUCGAGAAGCAAGUUAAUAUAGUUUUGGCAAAUGUCCAGUGGCUUAAUUUGGGUCAGUGGCUUGGUCGUGGAAUAUGACAUUGCAGCUUUAUGUUUUUAUCUUUUAUUACUUUUCUCGUAGUUCACUUUAUUAUGUCCUUUUACUAACAUUUGAAGAACUUCAUAGAUAAUAAUUCAUAUUAUUGCAAAACCUUUUAUUACCUCUUCCUACGGUUUUAAUGAUUUUAACCUUUCUCAGUA